GUUUUAACCAUAUUUAUUUUUGUGCUUGACAACUUUGUGCCUAAACUCGCGUUUUUCAAUCAGGCUUUUUUGUGAAUUUCAACGAAUAUCCCACACAAAUCCGUCGACGAGAAUGGGUAGAAGUCGCACGAGGAGUCGCUCCCCAAAACGGCACCACAAAAGUAAACACAGUAAGCGCAGCAAGUCUAGGGACAGCUCCAACAGCAGGAAACGCCACAGAGACAGAAGUGCCGAAAAAAUUAAGGAAAAAUCCCAUAAAAACAGGAAACGCACUGACUCAAUUUCCAGCACUUCCAGUACAGAUGGCUCGGAGCACAAUUCGCGACGUACCCAUAAAAAAGUUAAAAGUAGAAAAAUGGAUGAGGUCGAGAGGUUGGCCGAGAUGGAGAGACAGAGGAGACAAAGGGAGGCCGAACAAAAACUUAUAGAAGAAGAAACAGCUAAACGGAUAGAAGAGUUGGUUAGUAAAAGAGUUGAGGAGGAGCUUGAUAAGCGUAGGGAGGAGAUUGAAAAAGAGGUGGCCAGAAGGGUCGAAGAAGCAAAACAGAUAAUGGAGAAGAAACUAAUGGCAGAUAUGGAAAAGAGGAGGGACAAAGAAAGGGAAGAGGAGAAAAGAAGAGAGGAGGAGGAAAGGAAAAAGCACCAAGAGGUCCAGCAGAUCUUGGAGGAGAAUCAGCGCAAAAUAGAGGAGGCUCAAAAGAAAUUGGCUGAAGAGCGGUUAGCAAUGGUGGAGGAACAAAGAAAAAUAGACGAAGAACGGCGACGGUUACAAAAAGAACAAGAAAAAAGGCUGAAAGAGGAACAGAAAAAAAUAUUAGGAAAAAACAAUUCGAGGCCGAAAUUGUCGUUUUCAUUGAAGCCAGUGACAUAGUGUGUUGUUUUUUUAGCAUUUGAACUGUAUAUAUAUAUUGUGAAAGGAUGAAGAUGUAAUUAAUUUGUGGGGAAUCAUUGUGUAAGAUUUAGGAGUAUUUUUCAAGUUAUUUUAAGGUUUAAAUAAAUAGUGAGCAGGUGUAAUUGUAUUAAUAGAUUUUGAUAUAUUAA
Molecule: messenger RNA, 1041 nt
Organism: Anthonomus grandis grandis
Lineage: Eukaryota; Metazoa; Arthropoda; Insecta; Coleoptera; Curculionidae
Gene: Arglu1
Product: UPF0430 protein CG31712
Exons: 4
Coding region: 113-871 (252 amino acids)
Cellular component (GO): nucleoplasm; mitochondrion
Molecular function (GO): cadherin binding
Source: RefSeq, a predicted model, not a curated record